Molecule: messenger RNA, 1077 nt
Organism: Oncorhynchus kisutch (coho salmon)
Lineage: Eukaryota; Metazoa; Chordata; Actinopteri; Salmoniformes; Salmonidae
Product: prolyl 4-hydroxylase subunit alpha-1-like
Exons: 4
Coding region: 292-639 (115 amino acids)
Biological process (GO): peptidyl-proline hydroxylation to 4-hydroxy-L-proline
Cellular component (GO): endoplasmic reticulum
Molecular function (GO): L-ascorbic acid binding; procollagen-proline 4-dioxygenase activity; iron ion binding
Source: RefSeq, a predicted model, not a curated record
GGCUGACGAGGACAACCCUGUCAUCUCCCGUGUUACCCAGAGAAUGGCUGACCUGACUGGGCUGGACAUGGAGGCAGCAGAGAUGCUCCAGGUAGGUGACAGCUUGAGGCAGAGCUCAGGGUUAAGCCCGGGUGUUGGCUGGAGGAUACGGCCAGGGUUAAGGGAUUAGUGUGUGGAAUUUUUUAAAUGUCUCAAAUGUCAGAUUUUUCCAGGUUGCAAAUUAUGGGAUUGGGGGCCAAUAUGAACCACACUUCGACAACAAGGUAAGCAUUAAAAUAAUUUGAUAAUGGUAUGUGUUGUUUGUUCAACAAGCAUAUUAAGGAAUAUUCUUAUGCUCCACAGCUGACCAAUGACACAGACUACAUGACGAGGGGUGGCAGGAUCGCAACGAUCUUAAUCUAUAUGAGUGAUGUGGAAGUGGGUGGAUCGACUGUGUUCCCUGAUAUAGGAGCUGCUCUACGACCGUACAAGGGUUCAGCGGUGCUGUGGUACAACCUUUUGCAGAAUGGAGAGGAGGACGCUAGGACCUUACACGCUGCAUGCCCUGUAUUUGUGGGCAAUAAAUGGGUUGCCAAUAAAUGGGUGCGGGCCCACGGACAGGAGUUCAGGAGAAGAUGCUCUUUGUCCCAGAUGGACUGAGACUGGAGCCAGGAUGGAUUCUCCCCUCAGUUUACCUACACAUUCCUGCACAUUUCCCCAUUGUUACUCUCCUUGGCCUCAGCUGGGCCAUCUGGGGGAGGGACGCACAGAAUCACACAAAAGCACCUUUCAAGUGUUUGUGCAGUGAAGCAGGACAAGAUGUCAACAAUACCAAGCUGACAUUUGAACUGUGUGGCAUUUUUUUUAUUUUUUACAGUGAUUGUCGAAAAUGAUAUUGUUAGCGGGUAGUCCAUAGAGUAGUUUGCGUGAUUGAUUAGAUCCGCAUGAUCAAUUUAAAAUACAUUGUAGAAGACAGAGUAAUAAAAUAUUUGGACCAAGAAUCACUGUUCCUCUAUACAUACUACAGAAUAUAUUUUGCUUGCUGCAUCCACUUAAUCUGCAGCAAGCACGCACGCACACACACACACACACACACAC